Molecule: messenger RNA, 4394 nt
Organism: Corapipo altera (White-ruffed manakin)
Lineage: Eukaryota; Metazoa; Chordata; Aves; Passeriformes; Pipridae
Product: laminin subunit beta-2-like
Exons: 24
Coding region: 112-4266 (1384 amino acids)
Biological process (GO): basement membrane assembly; substrate adhesion-dependent cell spreading; cell migration
Cellular component (GO): laminin trimer
Molecular function (GO): extracellular matrix structural constituent
Source: RefSeq, a predicted model, not a curated record
GAAUGGGGACAGAGAGAUGGGGAUGGAGGGGUGAGGGAUGAAAGGACAUGGAAUGGGGAAGGACGGCCAUGAAGCCCAUGGGCUGUGGUCCCACAUGGCAGCCUCCCACAUAUGCACAUGCAUGUGCGGGGGGCAGCGUGCCGGUGUGACCCGCGGGGCACGGUGAUGGGCAGCUCCCCGUGUGACCCCAUCAGUGGGGAUUGCUACUGCAAACGCUUCGUGGCCGGGCGCUCCUGCAGCCAGUGCGUGCCUGAGUUCUGGGGCCUGAGCUACGACCUGGGGGGAUGCCGGCCCUGCGCCUGUGACUUCGGGGGAGCCUACAGCAACCGGUGCUCCAUGGAGGACGGGGCUUGUCCCUGCCGUCCCCACAUCAUGGGGCGGCAGUGUGACCAGGUACAACCCGGAUUCUUCUGCGCCCCCCUCGACUACUACACCUAUGAGGCUGAGCAGGCCACCGGCCAUGGCCACAGCCACCCCCAGCUCCCGGGUGCCAUCAGGGCAGAGGUGCCUCAGGACUGUCUGGAGUACAACACUAGGGAGUCAGGGGGGCGGAAGGGACGCUCACGGCACCAGCGCAGCUCCCCCCGUGCCCCCCAGCUCCGCACCCCCUUGCGCCGCAGCCGCCAACAGCCCCCCAAGCCGGACGUGGAGGAGGUGGUACGGGAUGGUGCUGGGCACAUGGUGACGUGGACAGGCUUGGGGUUCGCCCGGGUGAGGGACGGGGCUGGCCUGACCUUCCUCAUGGACAACGUGCCCUACCCAAUGGACUACGAGCUGCUCAUCCGCUACGAGCCUGAGUCAGCUGAGGACUGGGAGGUCGUGGUCAGUGUCAGCUCCCGGGUGUUGCCCACCAGCCCUCGCUGUGGGAACCUGCUGCCCUCCGAGCAGAUGUACCGUGAGAGCCUGCCCCACAGCCAGAGGUAUGUGCUGCUGUCCCGGCCCUUCUGCUUCGAGCCCAGCACCCCCUAUGAAGUGACCAUGCGGCUUCAGCGGGCUGGUGUCACCCAGCGCCACCCCGGCGCCUUCAUCCUCAUUGACUCGCUGGUGCUCCUGCCACGGGUGUUGGAGUUGCCAGGUUUCCAUGGGGCGGAGGCGGCAGCGCGCCAGGAGGAGCUGGAGCGGUACCGGUGCCUGGAGGUGUUUCACAUGGCCCCCCCACACCCCUUGGCCCAGGCCUGCACCCGCCUGGUCUGCAGCGUCUCGGCCCUGAUGCACGGCGGGGCACUGCCCUGCCAGUGCGACCCACAGGGCUCCCGCAGCAGCGAGUGCCAGGUCCAGGGUGGGCAGUGCGAGUGCAAGCCCCACGUCAUCGGCCGACGCUGUGACCGCUGCGCCCCAGGCAGCUAUGGCUUUGGGCCCCAGGGAUGCAGCCCCUGCAUCUGCUCCCCGGAGGGCUCGGUCUCCCAGCUGUGUGACGCAGUGAGCGGGCAGUGCCAGUGCCAGUCUGGUGCCGUGGGCCGGCAGUGUGACCAGUGCCAGCCCGGCUACUGGGGCUUCCCUGCCUGCCGGCCCUGCCAGUGCAACGGGCACGCUGAGGAGUGUGACCCUCGCACGGGCACCUGCCUGCGCUGCCGCGACCACACGGAUGGACGGCACUGUGAGAGGUGCCAGGAUGGUUACUACGGGAAUCCCGUGCUGGGCUCAGGCCAGCAGUGCCGGCCCUGCCCCUGUCCUGGCUACCCCGGCACACGGCACUACCACGGGAGCUCCUGCCACGCCAGUGAGGAGACCCACCACAUUAUCUGCCUCUGCGCACCUGGAUACGCAGGGCCCCGCUGCGACCGCUGCUCCCCUGGCUACUUCGGGGCUCCGGAGAUGGAGGGGGGCGUGUGCCGGCCCUGCCAGUGCAACAACAACAUCGACACCAGCGACCCGGGGGGCUGCGACCCUCGCACGGGGCAGUGCCUGCGCUGCCUGUACCACACUGCCGGGCCUCACUGUGCCCAGUGCCAGCCUGGCUACUAUGGCAAUGCCCUGCAGCGCAGCUGCCGGCGCUGCGGCUGUGACCCGCGGGGCACACUGGCCUCACACUGUGCCAAUGGCACCUGUGCCUGUGACCGUGGCACGGGAGCCUGCACCUGCCGGCCCAACGUUGUGGGCAAGAGCUGCGACCGCUGUGCACCCCAAUUCUGGAGCUUGGGAGGUCCAGGGGGCUGCGAGCCCUGUGACUGCCACCCCAUACAUGCCCUGCACUCUGUCUGUGACACGGUGACAGGGCAGUGCCAGUGCCGGCCCGGGUUCGGGGGCCGUGUCUGCUCCCAGUGCCAGGAGCACCACUGGGGAGACCCUGAGCAGGAGUGCCGAGCCUGUGAGUGUGAGCCGCUGGGUGCUGAGAGCCCACAGUGCGAGCAGGACAGCGGGCAGUGCCAGUGCCGGCUGGGAUUUGGGGGGCUGCACUGUGACCGCUGCCAGCGGGGCUACCAGGAGCCUUUCCCCCACUGCUCGCCCUGCCACCCCUGCUUCGGGCGCUGGGACCCGGCCGUGGGCAGCCUGCGGGACGGACUGCGGCGCCUUGGGGCGCAGGUGCAGGCCCUGAGGGAGGGGGGAUCCGCGCUCCCACUCAGCCCUCGUCGCCUGAGGGAGCUGGAGGAGGCCCUGGGACGCGUGGAACGACUGCUGGGUGAAGCGGGCAACCCCAGUAGCCCCCUCCUCAGUGGACUGCCUGGGCAGCUGGACGGCACUAGAAUGGAGCUGGACAACUUCUGGAGGCACCUCCAAGAGCUGGAACAACAUCUGGACCAGUUGGCGCAGGCAGAUGUGCGGCACCAUGACCAGCUAGCUGGGCUGAGCCACAAGCUGGGGGGUCUCAACCGAACCACCUCCCAUCUCCAAAUCCUCCUCGGCACCGUAGCAACGACUGGAUUCAGCGAGUCUUACCGCAGCAUCCUGGCAUCGGCGGAGGCCUCGCGGCAGGCAGAGGUGGUGGCCAAUGGCACAGCUGGUGAGCUGAGCAGGUCACAGGCGACGCGGCGGGCAGCUGAGCGGGCAUUGCGGCAGCGGGGCGAUGCUUUCCGCCGUGGCACAGCCGCAGCACGGAAAUCCUUGCGGGAGGCACAGAAACGGGUGAUGGGACUCAGCAUUGCCAGGAUCAAUGAGAAGAUAUGUGGGGCACCCGGAGACCGGAGCUGCAAGCACGCACCUUGUGGAGGAGCCUUGUGCCGGGACGGUGACGGCACGCGGCGUUGCGGUGGCACGGGUUGUGCAGGGGCAUUGCCCAUCUCAGCUCGAGCCCUGAGCAGCGCCCGUAAUGCCUCACAGCAGUUGGAGGUGGCAUUAGGGCAGCUGGGUGUUGUGGCACAGAAGAUGCAGGAGGUGCAGGAGCUGGCACGGGGGGCACGGAGCUGGGCGGAGGAGGCACUGGGGCGCUCACAGGCUGCCCGCAGCCGUGCGGAGGAGGCGACGGCCCAGCUACGGGAUUUCAUCCGUCGAAUCAAGGCCUUCCUGGCAGAGGAGGGAGCCGACCCAGGCAGCAUCGAGCUGGUGGCCCAGCAGGUGCUGAACAUCUCCCUGCCCAGCAGCCCCAGUCGGAUCCAGGAGCUGCUGUGGGAGAUGCGGGAGAGCAUCAGCCAGCUGGAGGGGGUUGAUGCAGUGCUCAAUGGCACGGCAGAGGGGCUGGCCAUGGCACAGGGGCUGCUGGCGCGGGGACAGGAGGCCAGGGAGCGAGCAGAAGGUGUGAGGGAUGAGCUGGUGGAGACACAGCAGGCACUGGAGGUGGCACGGGCUCAGGCAACGGCAGCAGGGAGUGCCCUGCAGAGCGCCAGGAAUGCCAUCCGGGCAGCUGAGAACAAAGCCAGGGAGGCGGAGCGCAAGCUGCAGGCCCUGGACGCCAAGGAGACACGGGCACAGCGGCGGCUGCAGGAGCUGGCACAACGCGUCACUACCCUGCAGGAGCGCAGCCAGAAUGUUCGCCACAUGGCCCAGCAAGCCAAGGAUGGGGCACAGCGUGCCACCUCCAACUCAGGGUCACUUAGCCAGGACCUGGCGCAUGUGACGCAGCGCUACGUGUUGCUGAAGAACCGGGUGAGAGUGCUGGAUGGGGUAUCUGAUGGGGCCCUGCAGCGUGUGACACAGCUGACAACAGAGGCCCGAAACCUCUUGGACAAGGCCAGCAACAGCAAGAGGAAGCUGGAAGACCUGGAGCAGCGCUUUGGGGCCAACGAGCAGGCAAUGGCAGCAAAGGUGACACAACUGCAGGAGUUGGAGCAGCAGGUCUCGGGACUGCUGCAGGAGAUCCGCGAGAGGGCCAACGCUUAUGCCACCUGCUAGGGACCAUCGACGGCGUCGGGGGCCGGUCCUGCCCCGCAGCCCCCCUCCGGUCCCCGAGCUCGGAGGUCCCGUCCACUCCACACCCCCCUAUAUCGCGGGCGCGCCUGCAAAUAAAGCCCUGAACUGUG